Messenger RNA from Plodia interpunctella (Indianmeal moth), 1807 nucleotides. RefSeq names its product Apoptosis antagonizing transcription factor (gene Aatf). The record is from RefSeq and is a predicted model, not a curated record. Gene Ontology annotation, biological process: regulation of transcription by RNA polymerase II. Gene Ontology annotation, cellular component: nucleus; nucleolus. Lineage: Eukaryota; Metazoa; Arthropoda; Insecta; Lepidoptera; Pyralidae. The coding region runs from base 92 to 1798 and encodes 568 amino acids. The transcript has 2 exons.
UAAGCAAGUCAAUGUCAUCAACACGUUGGGAUUUGUGAUUUUGUGUAGUUUGGUUAUAUGAUAAUAAAAAUAGUGAUAAAUAAUUAUUACCAUGAAGUUUAAACAAAAGAAAUCUAUAAAAACCACUUUAUCAGAGAAGAUAGCUGAUGCGUUAACAGUUAAACCCCGAGCAGAUAUCGAAGAUGACCAAGUAUUUGGUACGAAACCACAAACUCUUUCACGUGCCGAUUUUAGCUCCUCUGAAAGCGAAGAUGAGGCAACUAUCAGUGAUUUCAAGAAAAGAAAUGUUAAUUUGUUGAGUGAAGUCAGCAAGAAGUAUGAAGGGACAGUGGUUUCUCACAAACAUUUAGAAAGUCAAAGUGAUGAAAGUAGUAUUGAAGAUAUUGAUUACACAAACAAAAAGAAACUUGUAACUUCAGACAGUGAAGAGUCUGAAAUCUUUCAGCCAAAUAAUAAAGUACAAUCUGAUUCCGAGGACUUAGGAUCUGAAGACGAAAAGGAUUCUAGUAAAAAAUUGGGAAAACUUAAAACACAAAGUGAGUCAGAUGAAGGAUCAGACAGUGGCGAUGAAAGUGAUGAUUAUGGCAUCACACAGUUUCAGCAAUCACAAGCAAACACUUCAGAUAAUGAAGAAGGAUCAGAUGUAGAUGAUGAGGAAGGUUAUGACAUUAGCCAGUUAGAAGAACCUAUAAAAGAGGAAUUUGAACAUGUAAAGAAAAAAAAUAUUUCUGAAGAAGCCAAGAAGGGUAAUUGUGUGCGAAAUGAGCUUCUGAUAUGGGAAAGUUUGUUAGAGAUGAGAAUACACCUCCAAAGAUGUGUGAACACAGCCAAUCAGCUUCCAAUGCCUGAUACUUUUAGUGAGAUGAAGAAAAAUACAGAGUUUCUUGAAGAGACUAAUGUUACUAAAGCCAAUGUGGCUAAUAUGCUAGAUAAACUGCUGUCUCUACAAAACACAUUGCUUAAAAACUUUCCUGAAACAAAGGCAUUGGCAUCUAAAAAGAGUUCACAGAUUGAACAGGAAACAAAACAAGAAAGUGACGAAGAAAUACCAUCAGAUACAGAAGCUGAAGAAGACUCUGUCAAAGACGAAGAACCUUCUAAGAAACAAAUAAAAGUGAAAGCUACUACAGCCAAGAAACGGAAAUUAGAUGACUAUGAGAAAGAAAUAUCAACAUCUCACAAAACCUUUAAAUCAUUUAGAGACUUGACAAUUCAAAAAUGGAAUGACAAAACAAGGCUAGCAACUGCCGCUAAUAUUAAAAAUGCACCUACAAACACAAUAUUACAGCAAAUAUCCUACAUUUUAUCUGACAGAGAAAAGCUUGUUAGAAGAACACAGUUGAAAAGAUCAGAGUAUGAUAUUAUUGGAUACAAAAAAGUUGUAGAGGAAGUAGAGACAGAUCAAAAUGGCACAGAUAUUAAUCCAGUUACGAGAGGCCGAAAAGAUGACGAUGAAUAUAUUUCUGAAAUAUUUGAUGAUAGUGAUUUCUACCACCAACUACUGAGAGAGCUAAUAGAGUGUAAAAGUGCUGAUAUAUCAGAUCCAGUACAGUUGAGUCGGCAAUGGAUAGCUCUCCAGCAGAUGCGGAGUAAGAUGAAAAGAAAAGUUGAUACCAAAGCAACUAAAGGUCGUAAGAUAAAGUAUGUUGUCCAUAAUCCAUUAGUGAACUACUUGGCUCCGGAGAAAAGCACCUCGUGGAAUGAUGAGAGCACCAAUGAGCUGUUCAGCUCACUGUUUGGGAAGAUGUUUGAACAUAAUAAUGUAGGUUUCAAUGGCAAUGGUUUCAAAAUAAAUUAAUUUGAUAAA